Molecule: messenger RNA, 3386 nt
Organism: Lutzomyia longipalpis
Lineage: Eukaryota; Metazoa; Arthropoda; Insecta; Diptera; Psychodidae
Gene: sip3
Product: E3 ubiquitin-protein ligase HRD1
Exons: 6
Coding region: 1366-3204 (612 amino acids)
Cellular component (GO): cytoplasm
Source: RefSeq, a predicted model, not a curated record
AGGAAAAGUGAACAAGAAAACUUUUUUUUGGGAAAUAUGGGGAAACAUAACCUCAAAACCAUGGCUAAAAUGUAUGGGAUUUUGACUGGUAGUUAUUACCAAUUUGAUCCUCCGCGUUGGAUUCUGACUUUGACCUCAAUUAUCUUCCAAAGAAAAGACUUUUUUAGAGAUUUUCUUUUUGCUAUCUGAAAGUAAUUAAAAUUCCCUACACAUAGAUACUGUAACGGCUGGGGGUGUUUUCCAGAGGGAGACCGAAGGAGAUUAAGAACACUGACUUUCCACGGUACACAAUUACAUUUAUUCCGUCUAUUGCACAUAAAGUUUGUCGCCCGGUGUAUUGGUGGCGAUUUCAAUAACGCGUCGCUUGAAGAGCGAGCGAGAGAGCACUGUGUCGUCAUCACUACGGUGUGGCAUUUCCGGAAGGGUGAAUGGUAAUUCUCACGAAGGAAGGGAAGCUCCUGCUUCCCCCUGAUGGCAUAAGGCGUGACCCGAUGAAGGGUGAAAGCCGAAAGUGCCACCAAAAGGACGUCUUCAUCGACGAGGCCGGAGGCACUCCACGUGGCGGCCAGAGAUUGUCCGGGAAGGCGGCCUGAGGGCCUCGGUGGGGAGACAUUCCCCAAUGGCAGGGCCCCACGGGUCUCUGGCGAUAAUGGGGCGCACAUCAGUAGCGUGGGCGUUAGCGGUUGGGCUAGAACGUGGGCAUGCUGAGGCACCAAGGGCCACGUGGAAGUUCUCGAUGGGCAAGUGGCGUCGAGGGGCGUCUGGAGGUGCCGGAGACGCCUGUAGAGUUUCCUCACAAUGCGUAGCUUCCUUGAGGGUAGUUCCGGAAGGUCCUUGCGCACUUCACGUAGAAUAUUUGCUCACUCACUUUGCUCGCGUGCGCGCGUUACGAUAGACCAAGGCAGACCCUUUCUAUUCGAUUCGUGUUCUUUUCUCUUGGCUCUCAUGAACCGUACGUCAAUCCGGUUCUGCAACUUUCGUGAUGAUUUGCUACUCACUCUCCAAAAGGGGCGCUCGUAACAAUACUAAAUUCAUCAAGAUAAGUCCAAUAGAUUUUAUUCUAUGACAAUUUUAAGAUUCAAAUUGGUACCAAGUACCAGUUUUGUCCUUCGGUGUUAAAAGCAUUUUUUUAAACAGUCCCACAUUCACUCAAUUUGGCCUCAAACAUUCAUUUAAACAUUGCGCAAGUUUUGUUUAGUGGGAUGAAGGUUUUUUAUGGAACGUGCCAGCUGGGUUUAAAUCACUUUUUGACGUCUGACGUGUACUUUUGUUUUUCCGCGAGCUCUCCCAGCAAUUUUGCAUCAUUUUCGCAACAUUAACAUAUUUUUCGAGAGUAUCAGCCUCCUGGCUGCACAAAUCCUCAAGAUGCGCUCUGUGGGAGUGUCUCUGGUGACGUUGGGGCUCACGGCGGCUGUAAUUGGGAAUGCGUACUAUCAGAAGAAACAGUUUUAUCCAUCUGUCGUCUACAUCACGAAAUCCAAUCCUAGUAUGGCGGUUAUCUACAUCCAAUCAAUGGUGCUCGUUUUGAUGCUGGGGAAACUCAUGCGAAAGGUUUUCCUGGGAACAUUGCGAGCAGCUGAAUUUGAACACCUUAUGGAGAGAUUUUGGUACGCCCUGACGGAAACCUGCCUCGCCUUUACUGUCUUUCGUGAUGAUUUCAAUCCGAAAUUCAUUGCACUCUUCACGGUUCUCCUAUUUCUCAAGUCAUUCCACUGGCUGGCUGAGGAUCGCGUGGACUACAUGGAAAGAAGUCCCGUGAUCGGAUGGCUCUUCCACGUCAGAGUGGCCGCAUUGGUGUCCUUUUUGGGUAUUCUUGACUACAUGAUGCUCACAUACGCCUACAAUUCCACCAUCUCCAAAGGAGCUUCCGUACAGCUUGUCUUUGGCUUUGAAUACGCCAUCCUCGUCACAAUGGUCACCAAUACGACCAUCAAAUACUUCCUCCAUGCCAUGGAAUUGCGUUCGGAGAGCCCAUGGGAGAACAAGGCGGUCUUCCUUCUCUACACGGAGCUCAUUAUUGGCCUCAUCCGCGUCGUUUUCUACGUACUUUUUGUCGUCAUAAUGGUCAGGACCUACACACUGCCUCUCUUUGCUUUCCGACCAAUGUACUACACAAUCAGGAACUUCAAAAAGGCCCUAAAUGACGUGAUCCUGUCACGUAGAGCCAUACGCAACAUGAACACCCUGUAUCCGGAUGCAACACCCGAAGAGCUCCAAAUGUCCGAUAAUAUUUGCAUCAUCUGCCGGGAGGACAUGGUGAGUCACUCGAAGAAGCUACCCUGUGGGCAUAUCUUCCACACGGCCUGCCUGCGAUCGUGGUUCCAGCGCCAGCAGACAUGCCCAACAUGUCGUCUCAAUAUUCUGCGAACACCCGUGCCAGCAGCUCCGGCGGCCCCACAGGCUGCCCGGAUUGUUCCGAAUGCUGGCAAUCGACCAGCUCAGCCGGGGAAUGCACAAGUGCCACAGGGUGCCAAUCCAGUGGCUCCUGGACAACCACCAAUCGGGGGAAUUCCCGUCUUCCCACCAAAUGUGGCUGCCGGGGCACAGGGAGCACCCGCAGCAACGGGAACUUCUGCAGCUUUCCCACCUUUCCUGCCACCACCCAUUGGUGGUGCAGCCCCAAUGGCUGGAUUCCCCAUGAUGGCACCCUAUCUUGUACCUCCACCACCAAUGCCACCCUCCCUGGACACGCUAACGGAUGAGGAACUCGUUGCUCUCGAAGGUACAGAAAGGAGGAAUGUUGAAGCUAGAAUCAAGCUCCUUCGGAAUAUUCAAACAAUGCUGGAUGCUUCGGUGAUCCUGAUGAAUCAGUACUCAGCCAUAAAUACGCAAUUUCCUCUGGGGAAUAACGUUCUCCCCGUGCCAGGUACGUCAGCAACGACGACAGCAGCUCCUCAGCCAGAGCCUCCCGUGGAUGCUGCAGUUGCGUCAACUUCUGCAACACCCGAGAGAGUGCCUGAAAGGCCUCCAGCUGAUGGGGAGAGCACCACAAAGGCGAGUACAUCGAAGGUGGAUGAGAAUGUAGUUAAAUUGGAGGAUAUCGGAAGCGAAGAGCCAAGCAUACGCACCGAGGAUCCUGGGACGAGUCAGGUGGGCUUUGCUGAAAUCAUCCCUGUUGCUGAGACAUCAGAAAUGUCGGAAUUGCGUCAGAGGCGACUGCAGAAAUUUCAGCCGAGUGAUAAAGGUGAAACUAAGUCCGAUUGAUGGUGAGACCACGAUUUAUUCUUUUGAUCUUUAUUAUUAUUAUCUGAAAUCUAUAAAUUAUAUCGCGCCCACUGUGAGGAUGAUUUUCUUCUUUUUUUUUUGGUCAAAGAACGUAAAACAAAAAUUAUUAUAUUAUUGAAGAUGAAGAAAAUAACAUUUUAAGAUGAAAGAGCUACACCAAA